AUGGUGAGUGAGAGGGCCGAGUACGAUGGGAUUGUCGGUGGGCAAGAGCUGAUUUAUCAAUUCCGGGAGGACAGCGAUGAUCUUGGGGGCGAGAGGGAGUAUGAGGAGAACGAGGCGAACUCUCUCAAGCUGCGGAACUUUGUUGAGGACGAUCUUUACCAGUCUGACGGGCAGGUGCAAUACAAAGGCGAGGAGGAGAUGAGGCUCCGGUACGGGAGGAAGAAAAAGGAGAAGAGGAAGAAGAAGAAGAAUGACGAGAACAAGAGGCCGUCGAAUAGGAAGAUAGUGAAUCUCCCCGCAUCGCCACCGUAUGUGCGGUUUGUGGAUGGGGAGGAGAGGCUGUGCUUCAAAUAUGUGACGAAGGUGAGCGAGUCGGCACGGGAUGCUAUGCCAAAGGCGGAUCUCGAGGACAACGAGUUCUGCGUAAGAUUUGAUCUGGAGAGUGUCGACAUCAGUAAACUGAAUGAGAAGUUCAAGGCGGACAACUGCGUGUAUCCCCGGGCGAAUCUUCCAUACGAGAUGUACACGGGAAACAGAUGGGGGUUUGAGACGGAGUGCAACCGACUGGCAUGGCAGUUUGUUUCGCUGAAUCCCGUGCUCCUGUACGGGAAGAAGGGGCUUAUCCAAAGGGCCGUCGACUCGUAUAGAACAAUCAACAAGCAGAGCAGAAACAAGAGGAUUGUGAAGGAGGAUAGAUUCCCCAGCGACAUUGAGAAGAGGAGGCAUGUCUCUGGGGCACCCUCAACCAUCACGAUCCAAUGGACCAACAGAGGGGUCUUGAAGAAGUGCAAGAUUCAAGUCAACAUCGAAAACAUAAACUACGAGAAGAUUGACGACGAAUUCAAGUCGCGGUUUUCUGUGUUUAUGGACGACUUUGACGACACAUCGUUUGGAAAGAGUAAGUGGGAGAGCCACAACGCAGACAAUGAGCUUGCUGUGAAGAUAGCCUUCCUGAAUGUCGAGAACACGUCGUUCUGGAAUGCAAUCAAGGCACUCGACAAGACGACUGUGCUGAAGAAGGCGAUUGAGGCGUAUAGGCAGAAGAGGGACGAGUAUGUAAGCUCUGAGGACGACACCGAAAUAUCGGAUGUCAUCGCAAGCACCCUUGGAGGCAGCCUGGGGAACUCGAAGAGUUGUAAUGUUGUUGAGAAUUUUUAUUUUGAUAAUUAA
Messenger RNA from Encephalitozoon cuniculi GB-M1, 1170 nucleotides. RefSeq lists its product as uncharacterized. The record is from RefSeq and is marked provisional. The coding region runs from base 1 to 1170 and encodes 389 amino acids. The transcript has a single exon. Lineage: Eukaryota; Fungi; Microsporidia; Unikaryonidae.